AUUUUUUACGUGUAGGUAAGGGGGUCAUUGUUUGUUGUUUUAUUUUUAUUAGUUGCAUUAAUAGUAUAAAAACCUGUGAAGACAAGACGACAUUGACAGCAGUUGAACGGAGUUAGUUUAGAGGUUAAUUAGAAGAUAUAUUAUAUGAAGAACUUGAGGUGUACCAAUAAAUUAAUUCUUCACAGAGAAACACUACAAUAUAAUCCAAAUCAGUCCAUAUGUCGAGUACAUCUAUUUUAAGUUCAAUAAGUAUUCCAGAAGGUGCUUAUGGUCAAGAGUGUGGCAUCAAAAGGCAAAGAGAAUCAUUCCCUUCUUCUCCAGACCCUUUACCUGUUGAUGUUCAAGAAGAAAUAGAUUGUUUAUAUGAGUUUGUACCUGAAGUAUCUGAACAUUUUAUAGUAUUAAACAAGAUAGGAGAAGGUACUUUCAGUUCUGUUUUCUUAGCUAAAUUAAAGAAAUAUCCUGAUGUAGAAGAGAAAUUUGCUUUAAAACAUAUUAUACCUACUAGUCAUCCAUCUAGAAUAGAAGGGGAAUUAAGAUGUUUACAAGAAAUAGGUGGAUGUGAUAAUGUUAUGGGUGUAGAAUUAUGUCUAAGGAACAGAGAUCACGUUGUUAUAGUGAUGCCAUAUUUCCCACAUGAAAAAUUCCAGAAUUAUGUAAUGAACAUGAGUACAGCAGAGGUAAAGAAUUAUAUGAAGAAUUUAUUAUUAUCAUUACAACGAGUACAUCAGUUUGAUGUUAUACAUAGAGAUGUUAAACCUAGUAAUUUUUUAUAUAAUCGAAAUACAAAACAAUAUGCUCUGGUAGAUUUUGGAUUAGCUCAUAAAGCUCCUGUUUUACUCAAAUCUGAUAAUGCAGGUGGUGAAAAGAUAGAUGAAAAAACAUGUUUACGACAACCUCUGUCCCCCACGAAAGUUUCCAAUAAAAUGAUCACAUCAAAGGGUGAAAGUUUAUCAUCAAAAGAAAUCUCUAAUAAAAAUAGUCGAUUGGGAUCAAGAGAGAACAAAGUGACCCCACAGAUAAAGAAAUGGUCAGCUAAUCAUAAGCCAUACACACCUCCUACACCCAACAUGGAUUCUUUAGCUUUUACCAAAAAUGUCAAAUCACCCAGGCGAUAUCUUCUCGCUAAAAGAGCUCUUAUGGUUAAAGAUAAAGAAGUCACAUCACAGUCAAGAGUUUCAAGUAACGGUGCUAUGGCAACCAAUACGUGCCACUGCCAUGGUCAGCCUAUGAUAUGUAGUAUUUGUACAUCUAGAAGUAACCAGACAGCACCUAGAGCGGGUACACCCGGUUUUAGAUCACCAGAAGUUUUAAUGAAAUAUCCUGAUCAAACAACAGCUGUAGAUAUAUGGUCAGCUGGUGUAAUAUUUUUGUCUUUACUAAGUGGAAGAUAUCCUUUUUUUCGUGCAAAUGAUGAUGUUACUGCUUUAGCUCAGAUUGUUAGUAUUUUUGGCAGCGAAGAAGUCAAAACGGCUUCAAAGUCAUUUGGUAAAAUAUUAGUAUGUAAUCCACCUACCUCAGCUCUUAAUCUACAAACCUUAUGUAAUAAAUUACGUUCAGUCGCACCCUUCAGAUCAUCUAAACAUCAACGUAAAGACAUGUCACAAAAUAAAGAAAAUAUUAAAGACUGGGAAAAUAUUUCCUCAAAUGCUUUUAAUUUAUUGUUUAAAUUAUUGGAUUUAAAUCCAAAAACAAGAAUAACAGCAGAAAUGGCAUUGAAGCAUCCUUAUUUUAACAGCAGUUAACAAGAAAUGUAUUUAGCAGUUUGAAAAAAUAGUGUUUGUCAAUUGUCUCUGAAGACAAAUGAUCUAUAUAAAGCUCAAUUUUAUUUUCUCUCAAAUGAAAUAAUUAUUUGAAUGUUAAAAUUGGGAAGUUUUAAAUGUAAUUAUUAAGAAUUUUAAUAGAAAAUGAAAUAUUAGCAGAUUGGUGGAUUGUUACAUUGAUGACAUUUGCAAAUGACACAAUAUUAAAAAUUUCAAACUUAUUAUUUCACGACUUAGAAAUAAAAUCUGAGAAGAAAAUAUAAAAAUAAAAAUUCGAUAGAAUUAAUUUAUAUGACCUUAAAUUAUUAUUACAGAUAUUCAAAUUUUAAACUUUUAUUUCAUCGUCAGAUGCAAAUUUUGUCAAAAGAUAAACUACAUGUCUUGUAAAUAGUCUGGUAUUACAAAGGAAAGGGUGAAACAAAAGUUUAUAUAAUUUUGACAAUGAAUUUUCAGUGUUAUAUUACAAAUAACAUCUAGACAGUAAAUUAUUUUUUCAACAA
Messenger RNA from Patella vulgata (common limpet), 2263 nucleotides. Its product is annotated as cell division cycle 7-related protein kinase. Bases 219 to 1745 code for a protein of 508 amino acids. The record is from RefSeq and is a predicted model, not a curated record. Lineage: Eukaryota; Metazoa; Mollusca; Gastropoda; Patellidae. Gene Ontology annotation, molecular function: ATP binding; protein serine/threonine kinase activity. Gene Ontology annotation, cellular component: nucleus. Gene Ontology annotation, biological process: protein phosphorylation; mitotic DNA damage checkpoint signaling. The transcript has 11 exons.